AUGUCGAAAGUGCCUACUCUCGACAUUACAAUGGCAAAUGCGGUGGCUGCCGGUACAGACAAAGCAACCCGUCCUGAUGGAACUAAGUCGAUGACUCAGGUUACUGCGGAGGAGCUUGCAAGAGACUCUGUGGCGCAGCUUUUGGCUAAAGACAAGGCCCUCAAAGAGAAAUACACAAAGGAGAAGCACAUCUCGGAGCAACCAUGGACCAAGGACAACUGGUACCAGCAUAUCAACUGGUUGAACACUAUUUUGGUGCUUGCAGUGCCAGUCAUCGGUAUAGUUUGCAGUCUGUGGAUCAAACCCACGAAGCAAACCGCACUUCUCGGCCUCCUCAUGUACAUUUUGAGUGGUGCCUCGAUCACGGCUGGCUACCACCGGCUUUGGUCGCACAGAUCGUACAAGGCAUGCCUUGCAGUGCGUAUUUUCUACGCACUCUUUGGAGCCUCGGCCAUCGAGGGCUCGAUUAAGUGGUGGGGACACGCUCACCGGAUCCACCACCGGUACACGGACACAAACAGGGACCCAUACGAUGCCAGAAAGGGAUUCUGGUAUUCGCACAUCGGCUGGAUGCUCCUGAUUCCAAACCCUCGCUAUAAGGCAAGGGCAGACAUCAGUGAUCUCAUCGAUGACCCGGUGGUGCGGUUCCAGCACAGGCACUACCUUGCAAUUAUGGUGUUCAUGGCAUUCUUCUUCCCAGCUUUGGUCAGCAAGUACUUCUUUAAUGACUUCUGGGGCGGAUUUGUCUACGCAGGAAUCUUCAAGAGUUUCCUCAUCCAGCAGGCCACCUUCUGUGUGAACUCGCUCGCCCACUGGAUCGGAACGCAGCCUUUCGACGACACCCGUACACCUAGAGAUCACGUUCUCACCGCCUUGGUCACUUUCGGUGAAGGUUACCACAACUUCCACCACGAGUUCCCAUCCGACUACAGAAAUGCAUUGAAGUGGUACCAGUACGAUCCAACCAAGGUGAUCAUCUGGGUGACCUCGAAGUUGGGCUUGGCAUACAACCUCAAGCGGUUCUCGCAGAAUGCCAUUGAUCAGUGCAGACUUCAGCAGAAGCAGAAGCAUUUGGACAGGGAGCGUGCAAAGCUCAACUGGGGUCCACAGUUGACCGAGCUGCCUGUUUGGGACAAGGCCGAGUUUUUCGAGCAGAGCAAGAAGCAGAAGGGUCUUGUCAUUAUUUCUGGAAUCGUCCAUGACUGCUCCAACUUCCUCACAGAGCAUCCUGGAGGCCAGGCCUUGUUGAAGGCUUCGUUCGGCAAGGACGCCACAAUGGCCUUCAACGGUGGUGUUUACUCUCAUACAAAUGCCGCACACAACUUGUUGGCAACUAUGAGAGUCGCUGUUAUUAAGAACAGCCGGGCCGGCGACCGUAUUUAUGACCAGCAGCUGCGUGCAUUUAAUGCCAAGAGCACCAAGGCUGAGUAG
Molecule: messenger RNA, 1431 nt
Organism: Brettanomyces bruxellensis
Lineage: Eukaryota; Fungi; Ascomycota; Pichiomycetes; Pichiales; Pichiaceae
Exons: 2
Coding region: 1-1431 (476 amino acids)
Biological process (GO): unsaturated fatty acid biosynthetic process
Cellular component (GO): endoplasmic reticulum membrane
Molecular function (GO): stearoyl-CoA 9-desaturase activity; iron ion binding; heme binding
Source: RefSeq, a predicted model, not a curated record